GAAUUACUCCUUGAAUCUCCGUUAUAUGUGUAUUGAGCCACGCUCGCAGUUGUAUUUGUAAUUUACGCUGCAAUCGCAGGCCACGUUGUCCAAGUUGCAUCUACAAAUUACAGUCCUUCGUGCUGCACUCGACAUUUCGUGACAGUUGCGUUUCUUCUUGUCAGGACACUGAGACGAGCGCAAGGACCCUGAGAUGGCUGCGAAAACGGACGACACGGCGUCCAUCGACAAUCCAAACGACGGGGAGAGUCUGGACAAGGAGAUCCUGACGAUCGGCGGAAACGAUGGCAGGAUCCCGCCGGCGUAUCUGUACACCGCGGGAUCGGAGCAGAGCACGGGGACCCUGGACCAGGAGCAGACCGCGCGGAACCGCGCUCCGGCCACGGAGGGUCAACUAGGCCCGCUACCACCCAACUGGGAGAAGGCGUACACGGACACGGGAGAAGUCUAUUUCAUAGACCACAAUACCGGCACGUCUCACUGGCUGGACCCGCGUCUGUCGAAAUUUCAAAAGAGAUCGCUGGAGGAGUGCCUCGACGACGAGCUGCCCUACGGCUGGGAGAAGAUCGACGACACCCUGUACGGCACGUAUUUCAUCGACCACGUGAAUCGCAGGACCCAGUACGAGAACCCGGUGCUGCAGGCGAAGAGGGCGCAGCAGGGCAUGCUCGAGCGCAAGAGUCCCAACUUCACCAGAAAUCCCGACAAGCUGAAGGGCCAGAGGAUACGGACCACCCUGAUAAAGAGCUCGCGGGGCCUGGGAUUCACCAUUGUCGGCGGUGACGACACCGUGGAAGAAUUCCUCCAAAUUAAGAGCGUCGUGCCGAACGGUCCGGCGUGGCUGGACGGGAAGCUGCAAACCGGGGACGUGCUGGUGUACGUUAACGACACCUGCGUGCUAGGAUUCACGCACAACGAGAUGGUGAAUGUGUUCAAGUCAAUUGGGAGCGGCGAGACGGUAACUUUGGAAGUGUGCCGGGGUUACCCGCUGCCCUUCGAUCCCAACGAUCCCAAUACGGAAGUUGUGACGACGAUCGCCGUCAACGCGCCAGAAGAUCCCGCGAUGUACAUGGACUUGAAUUCGUCCCUCCAAGACAACGGGCGUUUCAACUUUCUCGACUCGACGUUCCUGCCGGUGCACAGCCUCCAGAACGGCGAGAAUCUCGCCACGACGUCCGUCAAUUCGAUGCCCGAUCUCUGUAUCUCGGACAAGAUCAACACAAUAAAGAGACCGAGCAGCACGGACAUUCUGCUGUCGGAGAGCAGCGACCUGAACGAUUGCAAGGACCCGUCGGUGUCUUCCAAGCCGGAGUUUCUCAGCAUCGCCAUCGUGAAAGGCGCCAUGGGAUUUGGAUUUACGAUAGCGGACUCCGCCCACGGCCAGAAGGUGAAGAAGAUCCUUGACCGUCAGCGUUGUAAAAACUUAAUGGAGGGCGACAUUCUGGUCAACAUAAACGACAUCAACGUGAGGAACAUGUGCCACUCGGAGGUGGUCCAAGUACUGAAGGACUGCCCGCGUAGCGAGGAGGCGUUGAUACACGUUCAACGAACGACGACCAAGUCGAAGGAGAAGAAGGAGAAGAGCGCGCAGGACUUCUUCAGAAGCAAAACGCCCACCGCGGACAUCUACAGCACCCAGUCGAAGACGGUGAUACCCAGCAGGCCGAAGACACCGUUGAUCGACACCAGGAAUCGCCCCAAGUCGCCGAUCAGCGCGAGCAGGCCGAACUGGAGCGAAGUGCAGGGCGAGAACGAGCUGAAUCCGCUGGAUAACCACUACAAGUACUCGGACUACUCGCACGGGAUGUACUAUUCGGAUCCGUACAAGGCGAACAUCACGGCCAACCUGGACAGUUUCGCGGUGAUGAACCUCGACGACGAUGCCAUCAGGAACGUCGCGAAGCGCGACUGGGUGGCGAACGACAAGUUGAAUAUGAGUAACGACGUGUAUUCCAUCGACAUCUCUCAUCACAACAAUAUGCUCAAGCAGAACGGGUACUUGCACUCCGACUACUACAAGGACGUCUAUCCAGUCCAGUCGCAUUCCCAGUACAAUGAGGAUUACAACAUGUAUUCCAUCGGGCAGGAGCAGAACGUUGACACCGGCGAGAUCUGGGAUAAGCGGAAAGAGACUACCAGUUUCGAGCACGAACAGCCACAUUCCAGUUCCAUAUCUCGAUAUCCUCAAUACACCAACGAAUUGGUCUGCCCGAUGGUGCCCGAUAUAGAAUGGAUAGAAACUUUAGUGACCUUAGCCAGACAAGACACUGGAUUUGGAUUUAGAAUAGUCGGCGGCACGGAGGAAGGAUCUCAGCAGGUUUCGGUCGGCCACAUCGUUCCAGGCGGAGCGGCCGAUCUUGACAAUAGACUCAGUACCGGCGACCUGAUCAUGUCUGUCGACGGCGAGAGCGUCAUGAAUUCUUCUCACCAUCACGUGGUGCAACUAAUGAUAGCGGCAGCGCAAAACGGCCGAGUGACUCUGGGAAUACGACGUCGGAUCAACACGCAGGAGCAUCUUCAAGAGAACCUUCAGUCGCCCUACGGCCGACAGAUGAAUCUUCAAUAUCCGUACGACGUCACUGUCACCCGAAUGGAAAGCGAGGGAUUCGGUUUCGUGAUAAUCUCGUCGGUCAACAAAGCCGGCUCCACGAUCGGCAGAAUAAUCGAGGGCUCGCCCGCUGAAAGGUGCAGGAGGUUGAACGUCGGAGACCAUAUUCUCGCUGUCAAUCAUAUAGACAUCACGAACGUUUGCCACAAGGAUAUCGUCAAUUUGAUUAAAGAUUCCGGCUAUUCCGUCACACUGACGAUCGGUUAUCCGGUGGACGAUUGCUGCAGCAAUACAUCUCUUUCUCAAAAGGACGAGCCCACGGGAGACGGAGAUGGCGGCCAGUACCACGCUGUAGAGUUAACUCGGGGCACCCGAGGUUUUGGCUUCAGCAUACGCGGCGGCCGUGAAUUUCAAAACAUGCCGUUAUUCGUCCUGCAAAUUGCGGAGAACGGUCCGGCGUCUAUCGACAACCGGCUUAGAAUUGGCGAUCAGAUAAUCGAGAUAAAUGGUUUUAACACGAAAAAUAUGACGCAUACAGAAGCGAUUGAGAUUAUACGUAACGGUGGACCAUCCGUUCGUCUGUUAGUACGACGUGGCUGCCAGAUGCCUUCAGUGAGUAAUCUCACAAUCGACCAAAUAAGUAUUCGACCGAACCACGAGGGCACCCCGUGCAGGCAUUUAUCGAAAUUACCCGAGAGGGGUGUGCCCCGCAAAAAGCGUCAAAAAGUUCGAUUUUCCAUUUCAUUGAACUGCUGCUCAUCCAAAAACAGUUAUUUGUAGCGAGCGCUUUCGGCGUGACGCCUUCUCACGCAUCUCGGACGACACGAGAUAAGCUAAAAUAUUUCCUAGGAUCGAGAGAAUUUAUUCUUUUACGGAGAGACAGAGCGACUUUUCACUUAUGCAUUUAUGAGAUGCGUUUUAAGCACAGACUUCUCGGUUCUUUUCUUUUUUUCCUCUUCCUCUUUUUAAGGGAAGCGAACUGUUCGAUUUGUACAAAUGCGAAUAGUGUAAAUCACAAAGGACUCAGCACAUGUGGAAGUACGUAUGUAGGAAAUAGCGCGAUAUAAAAUGCGUCAGAAGCGUUAACGUUACGGACACUAUCUCUAUGCUGACGCAAGCGGCAUCGAUACACAUAAAGAAUCUCAGAAUUCGAUAUCUUAUAUCAUGUUAGAGAUGACACAGACAGCUGUAUGCCACCAUACGCUGUAAGGUGAUACUGUAGACUGGUGAUUAUAAUAAUGUAAAUUUAUUGUUCGUCUGCUCUUCUCAAUAACGUUUCAAAGUGUAGACUUAAAAAAUUUAGGCUCUCCUAUCAUGUAUUAUAUAGACACCACUUUGUGAAUCUGUUUUUAGAUAGUGACAUAAUUGUGGCCUUGACGAUAAAGUGUUACGCCUUUUGAUAAAAAGCACGUAAAAGAGAUCUCGCAGCGAGAGGAAGGUAGUAAUUGUUCAAUUGUUCUCGCAGCGCGGCGACUCUACUCGUUUUCGGACUAUGAUAAAAAUUUCAACGUUCUGUCGAUGUCUUGUCUCCCCUUUUUUCCUAAGUAUUUAUUACCAGUUAUAUGAAUUGUAUAUGUAUGUCAGUAAUUAUGUAUAAAAUUAAGGACUCUUGCAACCAAAGAAGCGAACGUACUUAUCAGCCAUUUUAUUCGGAGAUUGAGCGGUGGAAGAUCGAUAUGAUAGAAUUUAUUAUUGUAAUAAUUAAUCAGUCUCUUUUUCGCGCGGCGGUUAUUCUCGCGCCCGCGAUUAAUCCACGUUGUUUCUACCGUGUGAUGAUGCGUACGGAAAUUAAGACGAAUUCGGCACAAGUUUUUCUUCACUCUUCCUGUCUUUUUUCGAUAUUUAUAAAAGUUACAUGUUCGAAAGAGUAAUGUACUCGCAUAUAUAUUUUUUUACUUGUAAAAUAGUGAGAGAUGGCAGAUGUUGUUCGGCACGAUGUAUUAAUGAGACAAAUGAUAAGAGAGAAGAUGAGCUAGAUUGUAUUUUUAGAUCUCAGGAUUGAUGUGUAAGAAAGAAGGAUUGUAACAUACAUACAUAUAUAUGUGUAUAUACACAUUGUAAUACAUAUACAUAUAUAUGUAUAAAUGUUUUACACUUAUUACAUGUGUAAUGCUUGACGAAACAAUUCGUGUAAGCGACAAGCGGCAGCAAACGCAUUUAAUCGGAUCACACAGUAUCCAUUUUAUAAUCAUCGCGUUUAUUUUUUAUAAUUAUAUAUAUAUAUAUUUGUAUAUUGUAUAGGAUAUUGGCGUAAGUUUAGUGUAAAUGUACAUAGUUGUUUUUUCGAAGACUAAAGGAUAAUGUUGGUAAUUUAUAAGGCUACCGUAAGAAGCAAUAAUGCGUCAGUCGUUGUCUCGUCGAGAGCCACACGUCGAGAAUACCGAGUCUUUACUACUCGUUCUGCCUUUUCUCUUGCCAAAGCUCCAGUUACAUCGCAAUUGUUGUUUUUCUUUUUAACGCGACAAUGUCCCGAGGCAAUUGUGGCGGAUGAUUUAGAGUCUAGUGGAAAAACAGAAAUACCGGAACGUUGCGUCGUUUCCGCGUACGUUACAUCCCGAGUAGUAAAGACCAGCACCGAUCAUUACAUUUUUACUCACGCACGCACGGAAAAGUAUUUCGAUUGAUAUACACCCAGUUUUACUGAAUAUCAAACGGUUAUUUUGUACAAGCUUCGUAUAUUUAUUGUACUUCAGAUAUGAACCGAACUCUGUACAUGCCCGUUAUGUCUUAAAUAAUCGUCGUUGAAUAAUCCGAGGUAAAAGAAGAAGAAACCGAUAUUGUUGCUAAGGAUAUAAUAUACUACCGAUAUAUAUUGUUGUUGAGAUAUACUGAGAUAAUACAUACUGCAUUGAAGAAAC
Vollenhovia emeryi is the source of this 5406-nucleotide messenger RNA. Its product is annotated as membrane-associated guanylate kinase, WW and PDZ domain-containing protein 1. Lineage: Eukaryota; Metazoa; Arthropoda; Insecta; Hymenoptera; Formicidae. The record is from RefSeq and is a predicted model, not a curated record. Gene Ontology annotation, molecular function: protein binding. Gene Ontology annotation, biological process: signal transduction. Bases 194 to 3328 code for a protein of 1044 amino acids. Gene Ontology annotation, cellular component: cytoplasm. The transcript is spliced from 10 exons.